GGAAGGGAGGAGACGAGAAAUAUUGCGAAGGUGGAAAUAGGCGGUUCUGGUGACGCUGUUGAUAUGUGAUCGGAAGGAGAGCUUGCUGUCGAGGAUGAAUAAGUAGCAGUGGCGAGUCUGGCGACAGUUGAUCUGGACCCUGAAAGGCAAUCCCCCAACCAUGAUUUUGUGGGUAACUUUGUUUUUACAUGGUAUAGUUUGCGCUGAAGCAGUCAAUGGUCUUUUAGGGGGAUUAGUUGACGUGGACCGGAACCGAGUAGGCGACGCUCUGAACUACGCCAUAAUGUACCAUAAUAGGGAGUCGAACGACACGAACAUCAGCAGUAUGGCAGAGUUGGUCAGUGCUAAAAAACAGGUCGUUUCUGGCAUAGUGUUCCAUUUUACUGUUAAAAUGGCGAAGACAUCCUGCAGGAAGCGCAUUUCAAAUGAACAGUGUGACGCUCAAGACCCAGCUGAGGCGCAGACUUACGAGUGCAAAUUCAAAGUGUGGGAGCACCCAUGGAUCAAUCGAGAGCCGGAAGUGCAACAGGUGUGCGAGAACCAUUAGGGCGAAACUUCAACGUAGCAUGUUACAGUAUUUUGAAACACAUCUUCAGUGUUCUCUAUCAUUUAACCAUGUCUAUAUACUAGGGCUGUCAAAAUUAUCGCGUUAACGGGCGUUAAUUAAUUUUUUUAAUUAAUCCCGUUAAAAAAUUUGACGCAAUUAACGCAAUUGGCCCAGCUCAGACAGAUUUAAAUGACAGAGGAGUGAAAGGCCCACUUGUUAAUUGUGUUUUGCGGAGUUUUGCUGCCCUCUGCUGGCGCUUGGGUGCGACUGAUUUUAUAGUGUAAGUAAUUAUUGCCAUCAACAAUGGCGGGUUACAAGUUAAUUUUUUGAUUGAAAAUUUUACAAAUUUUAUUAAAAAGAAAACAUUAAGAGGGGUUUUAAUAUAAAAUUUCUAUAACUUGUACUAACAUUUUUCAUAAAGAACUACAAGUCUUUCUAUCCAUGGAUCACUUUAACAGAAUGUUAAUAAUGUUAAUGCCAUCUUGUUGAUUUAUUGUUAUAAUAAACAAAUACAGUCCUUAAGUACCGCAUGCUGAAUAUAUAUAUAUCCAUCUUGCGUCUUAUCUUUCCAUUCCAACAAUAAUUUACAGAAAAAUAUGGCAUAUUAUAUAGAUGGUUUGAAUUGCGAUUAAUUGCGAUUAAUUACGAUUAAUUAAUUUUUAAGCUGUAAUUAACUCGAUUAAAAUUUUUAAUCGUUUGACAGCCCUACUAUAUACUACUUACAGUGAGGCAAAUAAGCAUUUACUCAACCGCCAAUUGUACAAGUUCUCCUACUUGAAAAGAAUAGAUAGGCCUGUAAUUGUCAGCAUGGGUAAACCUCAACGAUGAGAGACAGAAUGUGGAAAAAGAAAAAAAAACAGAAAAUCACAUUGUUUGAUUUUUAGAGAAUAUAUUUCCAAAUUAGAGAGGAAAUGAAGUAUUUGGUCACCUACAAACAAGCAAGAUUUCUGGCUGUCAAAGAGGUCUAACUUCUUCUAACAAGGUCUAACGAGGUCUAACGAGGCUCCACUCGUUCUCUGUAUUAAUGGCACCUGUUUUAACUCAUUAUCGGUAUAAAAGACACCUGUCCACAACCUCAGUCAGUCACACUCCAAACUCCACUAUGGCCAAGACCAAAGAGCUGUCGAAGGACACCAGAGACAAAAUUGUAGACCUGCACCAGGCUGGGAAGACUGAAUCUGCAAUAGGUAAAACGCAUGGUGUAAAGAAAUCAACUGUGGGAGCAAUUAUUAGAAAAUGGAAGACAUACAAGACGGGGGACCUAGUGAAUGACCUAAAGAGAGCUGGGACCACAGUAACAAAGGCUACUAUCAGUAACACAAUGCGCCGCCAGGGACUCAAAUCCUGCACCGCCAGACAUGUCCCCCUGCUGAAGCUAGAACACGUCCAGGUCCGACUUCAGUUAUGGUCAGAUGAAACCAAAAUAGAACUUUUUGGUAGAAACAUAGGUUCUCGUAUUUGGAGGAAAAAGAAUACUGAAUUGCACCAUACCCACUGUGAAGCAUGGGGGUGGAAACAUCAUGCUUUGGGGCUGUUUUUCUGCAAAGGGACCAGGACGACGGAUUUGUAUAAAGGAAAGAAUGAAUGGGGCCAUGUAUCGAGAGAUUUUGAGUGAAAAUCUCCUUCCAUCAGCAAGGGCAUUGAAGAUGAGACGUGGCUGGGCCUUUCAGCAUGACAAUGAUCCGAAACACAUAGCAAGGGCAACAAAGGAGUGGCUUUGUAAGAAGGAUAUCAAGGUCCUGGAGUGGCCUAGCCAGUCUCCAGAUCUCAACCCCAUAGAAAAUCUGUGGAGGGAGUUGAAAGUCCGUGUUGUCCAAUGACAGCCCCAAAACAUCUCUGCUCUAGAGGACAUCUGCAUGGAGGAAUGGGCCAAAAUACCAGCAACAGUGUGUGAAAAGCUUGUGAAGAGUUACAGAAAAUGUUUGGCCUCCGUUAUUGCCAACAAAGGGUACAUAACAAAGUAUUGAGAUGAACUUUUGGUAUUGACCAAAUACUUAUUUUCCACCAUAGUUAUCAAAUAAAUUCUUUAAAAAAUCAAACAAUGAGAUUUUCUGUUUUUUUUUCCACAUUCUGUCUCUCAUGGUUGAGGUUUACCCAUGUUGACAAUUACAGGCCUCUAAUAUUUUCAAGUGGGAGAACUUGCACAAUUAGUGGUUGACUAAAUACUUAUUUGCCCCACUGUUCGUAUGUCAACUGUGUACAGAGCAAGCAAUACGGAUUGCCGUAGUUUAGUAUUUCAGAUUUGAAGUGUAACAAUCAUAUGUUGGCUUGCAAUCAAUCCUUUUAAAUGGGAAAAAAAAUCAAAUAAUUUAGUCAAACAAGCUAUGUACAUGUUGAUGUGCACUUGCAUUGUUUUUACUUUUACCUUUUAGUGUCAUGUAUUUUGACAUGUCAAUAAAGAACUUUUAACACA
Corythoichthys intestinalis (scribbled pipefish) is the source of this 2960-nucleotide messenger RNA. Its product is annotated as cystatin-C-like. Gene Ontology annotation, cellular component: cytoplasm; vesicle. NCBI's taxonomy places the organism in Eukaryota, Metazoa, Chordata, Actinopteri, Syngnathiformes, Syngnathidae. Gene Ontology annotation, molecular function: cysteine-type endopeptidase inhibitor activity. The coding region runs from base 161 to 547 and encodes 128 amino acids. The record is from RefSeq and is a predicted model, not a curated record. The transcript is spliced from 3 exons.